Molecule: messenger RNA, 1759 nt
Organism: Daphnia pulex (common water flea)
Lineage: Eukaryota; Metazoa; Arthropoda; Branchiopoda; Diplostraca; Daphniidae
Exons: 3
Coding region: 584-1174 (196 amino acids)
Source: RefSeq, a predicted model, not a curated record
UGCACGCGAGCCGGCCGUCCUCCAAGCCGAGCCCCGCCACGCCUUCCACGACGUCCGGCCGGAAGUCAAAGAGUCGACAACAACAACAACAACCACGACAACAACUACCACCACCAGCCCAACAACCACCACAACAACAACGACGGAAGCCCCAACAACAACGACGACAACAACCACAACGACAGUGGGUCCAUCUCCUGCCCAGCAGCGCGGUAAAUCGCUGGCCCAUCCGCACUACACCCGGUGCCAGAAGAUGCGGCAGGCGCAACUGAAGAAAGGCGGUGGCGGCCAGAGCGGCGAAUUGAUUCCGGAAUGCGACCACCUGGGCCGGUUCCAGCCGAUCCAGUGCCUGCCGGCCAAGUCCAACAGCGGCCAAGUCAGCUGCUGGUGCGUCGACGAAGCCGGAAAUCAGGUGGCCAACACCACCCAGUUCCUCCGCGGAGAGCAGACCUGCCGUCUGGUGCCAGUCAUGGCCGUGGCGAUGACCCUGGGAUUCCCGGCCAUGGACCACGCCCAGGAGCAAAUGGAGAAGGAAGUGCCUCAGUAGGAGGGCGAGAUCCUCAACGGCCUGUCGGCCCGCACCAUGGAGUCGACCCUCCAGGUCAAAUCCCGGCAGGACGGAACGGUCCUGACCUUCACGCUGGUCGGCGACAACAAGAUCGACGUCGCCUCCCACCUCGAGGAUAUGGUGAAAUCGGGCCACUUGGCGCUGGAAAUGGACGGGCACACGAUGCUGGCCGACAGCACGUCGUCAAAAUUCUACCACAAACUCGACUCGACUCAUCUCAGAGUGGCCGCCACUAAAGAGGAGAGCAGCGACCUGCAGGACCGCAGCCUGGAAACGCGGGAAAUUCUGGCCCAGGCCCUGGACAUCGAGGCCCCUUACCUGGCCAUUAUUGUCGUUCUGUCGGUGCUGGCCAGUAUCCUGGUCUGCGGGCUCAUCAUCGGACUGGUCCUCCAUCGCCGCCGCACCACUGGCACCUACCCGAAAGAUUCCGGCUCGACGCUGGCCUCGCCACCCAAGCCCAGCAAAGGCGGCUCCGACAAGUCGGACGUCGUGCCCAGGGGUUUCCCGCGCGUCGGAAUCAAUCCGUCCGACGUCGUUCAAACGCCCCAGCUCUCACCCACCGUGCCCAGGAGCAAACGACAGACCCGCAACGCCGAGGCUUGGUGAAACAAUUGAAUUUAAUAAACCCCCGCGAAAUUCAAAAAAUUGAAUUUAAAAUUUUUUUCAAAAAAUGACUCGGAAGAAAGUCGAGCUGUGCUCGAGUGUGAAAAAAACACCACCAGAUAUAAAUUUUUGUGUACUAAUCUUUGAAUAAAAAAACAAAACAAUGUAAAUAACUUUGAUAUCCCAAUGAUAUAAAAUACGAGACAAAACAAAAAAAGAAAAUGAAAAUUCUAACAAGCGCAAACGAUUGGAGACUUAUUUUUGAUACUUUUUAUUUCUGAUUUAUGUUUCUUCUUUAAAAAAUGAUUUUGUCUUUUUAUUCCUGGAGCGAAUUCCGUUUUCCCCCUUGGUGUAUGGGUGUGAUUGUAUAGGGCAUUAUACCUAUUGAUGACCUACAUAACAAUUUUAGGCUGGCCUCUAUUUAUAUAUAUACAAUGGAUUGACUAUCUGAAUUUCCUCCGGCUGCUGUCCAUCUCUUUUUUUGUUUGUUUUUAUUUUGUAACGAAAGAGAGAGACGUCUUAUACAACUACAUGCGGUGAUGCAUUCAAAAAUUCAGCAUGAAACAAUACAUGUGAAAUAGAUAAUAA